CGAAAUUUUAUAUAUUAUACAGUAGCUAAUAAAGUAUACAUUAAGGUCAUAUUGAUUCUAAGAGCUUGCAGUUGAACGACAUGGCGUUUUUUCGUAUCGACGGUCCCAGGAUUUUCAUUAGAAGAUGUUUGCAUGGGUGACUGAUGACUUUUGCUGGUACUAUGUUAAGUUUCAAGUUGGGAUUUUCAUGUGCAAAACAUGGAAUUCAAACAACUAGAAAUAUCCUUAACCAUGUUAAUCUUCGAUUCCUUUCUACCUCAAUGGCUGCAGCAUUAUCGGAUACCAUUUCUCAACCUCAAUUUCAUCAAGAAGCCACCAUAGACCCACCAGUUACCCAAAUACUUAAAAUUUCAAACCCUGAUUUUUCAUUCUUUAUGGAUCCUAAUUGUUUGAUCUCCACACUCCUGAACUGUAAAAACAUAUGUCAAAUCAAACAGCUUCAUGCACUAAUAACUACUAAUAGCGUGCUUUAUAAUAACCUCACUGUAGCUAACAAGCUCUUAUACGUGUAUGUGCAUCACAAAUGUUUAACCGAUGCCUAUGCCUUGUUUGAUGAAAUGCCCCAGAAAAACCCUGUUUCUUGGAGUAUAAUGAUUGGUGGGUUUGUUAAAGUUGGUGAAUUUAUGCAAUGUUAUAAGACUUUUAAAGAGCUGAUUAGAAAUGGGGUGCAACCUGAUAAUUAUACAUUACCUUUUGUGAUAAAGGCUUGUAGGGAUACGGUGGCAUUGGAUAUGGGUAGAUUGAUUCAUUGCGUAGUUUUGAAAUAUGGGUUGCAUUUGGAUCAUUUUGUUUGCGCUGCUUUAGUUGAUAUGUAUGCUAAAUGUAAAGUCAUUGAAGAUGCUAAGUUGUUGUUUGAUGUAAUGCCAAGUAAGGAUCUUGUGACAUGGACAGUUAUGAUUGGUGGGUACGCUGAAUGUGGAAAUGCAAAGGAGUCGUUGGUUUUGUUUGAUCAUCUGAGAGAAGAAGGUUUUGUUCCCGAUAAGAUUGCUAUGGUGUCCAUUGUAAAUGCUUGUGCUAAAUUAGGUGCUAUGAAUAAGGCUAGGUUUGUUCAUGAAUAUGUUAAUAGAAAUAGGUUUUCUUUGGAUGUGAUAUUGGGAACGGCAAUGAUUGAUAUGUAUGCCAAGUGUGGUGAUGUUGAUUCUGCAAGGGAAAUCUUUGAUAACAUGCACCACAAGAAUGUCAUUUCAUGGAGUGCAAUGAUUGCAGCUUAUGGAUAUCAUGGGCAAGGCAAGAAAGCUCUUGAAUUGUUCCCUAUGAUGUUGAGUAGUGGGAUAUUACCUAAUAAUAUUACCUUUGUCUCCCUGUUAUAUGCUUGUAGUCAUGCAGGCUUGGUUGAAGAUGGUCUUACGCUUUUCUCCUUGAUGUGGGAAAGUUUUGGUGUGAGGCCAGAUAUAAAGCAUCAUACUUGCAUGGUUGACCUUUUGGGGCGAGCUGGGCAACUGACUGAGGCAUUCAGAUUUAUUGAAAAUAUGACAGUUGAAAAAGAUGAGGGUUUGUGGUCUUCUUUGCUUGGAGCAUGCAGGAUUCAUAAGCGGAUAGACUUGGCAGAGAAGGCAGCAAAAUCCCUUCUUGAACUACAGCCCCAGAAUCCUGGGAACUAUAUAUUGCUUUCAAACAUUUAUGCAAAUGCAGGUCAGUGGAAAGAUGUGGCAAAGAUUAGAGAUCUGAUGACCAAAAGGAAGUUGAAGAAAAUUCCUGGCUAUACUUGGAUUGAGGUGUAUGACAUUAUCUAUCAAUUUAAUGUUGGAGAUAGUACUCAUCCUAGAUCAAUGGAGAUUAAUGGGAUGCUGAAGACUCUCAGUCAGAAGUUGGAGUUGGCAGGAUAUGUCCCAGAUACGAACUUUGUGUUACAUGACGUUGACGAUGAAGUUAAGCUUGGAAUGCUUUACACACACAGUGAAAAGUUGGCAAUUGCAUUCGCCCUGAUUGCCACACCCGAGGGAACCCCUAUCAGGAUGUCAAAGAACCUUAGGGUUUGUGGAGAUUGCCACACUUUCAGUAAGCUGGUAUCAGAUAUUACACAGAGGGAGAUCAUUGUCCGAGACUCUAACCGCUUUCACCACUUCAAGGAAGGGGCUUGUUCGUGCGGGGAUUAUUGGUAACAAGUCCGAGGACACAUUUCAUUGUCUCCUCUAUAUUCCUUCUUUCAUAGAUUAUGGAGUAAUUGACAAAUUUAUUGCAGUUUAAAAUGUGUAGGACAAAUACACAACUUGAAACUUAGCUGAGCUUAUUUCAUUGUGCUUAAAUUGCAGACUUAUUUGGUAAGAGGUACUCAUAAGCUGGGCAUGUAUAGACAUUGUAUUUAAUUCCUCAUAAAAAUGUAGUAUCAUUAUGAUUAUAUUUUA
This is a messenger RNA of Ricinus communis (castor bean), 2345 nucleotides long. Its product is annotated as putative pentatricopeptide repeat-containing protein At3g13770, mitochondrial. Gene Ontology annotation, molecular function: zinc ion binding; RNA binding; protein binding. NCBI's taxonomy places the organism in Eukaryota, Viridiplantae, Streptophyta, Magnoliopsida, Malpighiales, Euphorbiaceae. Gene Ontology annotation, biological process: RNA modification. The record is from RefSeq and is a predicted model, not a curated record. The coding region runs from base 144 to 2102 and encodes 652 amino acids. The transcript has a single exon.